AUGGGAGCUGAGGAAGAGCAGGGCGGUGCCCUUCAGACCGCGAAGGACUUGUUCGCAGGAGCCAUGGGUGGCAUUGUCCAAGUUCUAGUUGGUCAGCCGUUUGACAUCGUCAAGGUCCGGCUCCAGACCACGUCCCAGUACAAGUCAGCCGUGGACGCCGCCACCUCAAUCUACAGGAACGAGGGCGCCCUGGCCUUCUACAAGGGCACCCUCACCCCCCUCGUCGGCAUCGGCGCCUGCGUCUCCGUCCAGUUCGGCGCCUUCCACCAGGCCCGCCGCUUCCUCGAGUCUCGCAACGCCGAGAAGGGAGGCUCGAACUCGGGCGCGCUCUCCUACAGCCAGUACGCGGCGGCGGGCGCCUUCGCCGGCGUGGCCAACUCGGUCCUCUCGGGGCCCAUCGAGCAUGUCCGCAUCCGCCUGCAGAGCCAGCCGCACGGCGCCGCCCGCCUCUACGACGGUCCCCUGGACUGCAUCCGCAAGCUGGGAGCCCACAAGGGCGUCCUCAAUGGCAUCUACCGCGGCGAGGUCGUCACCAUCUGGCGCGAGGCGUUCGCCUACGGCGCCUGGUUCGCCGCCUUCGAGUACAUGAUGAACAAGGACGCCGCCCGCAACAAGAUCGACCGCAAGGACAUCCCCGCCUACAAGGUCGCCUUCUACGGCGGUCUGGCGGGAGAGGCCCUCUGGCUCGCCAGCUACCCCUUCGACGUCGUCAAGAGCAAGAUGCAGACCGACGGCUUCGGCGCCGAGCAAAACUACCCGACCAUGCGCUCGUGCUUCGCCUCCACGUGGAAGGCCGAUGGGAUCAGGGGGUUCUGGAAGGGUAUUGGGCCUACCUUGUUGAGGGCGAUGCCGGUCAGCGCCUGUACCUUUGCGACGGUUGAGUUUACAAUGCGUUUGAUUAAUUAA
Molecule: messenger RNA, 906 nt
Organism: Clonostachys byssicola
Lineage: Eukaryota; Fungi; Ascomycota; Sordariomycetes; Hypocreales; Bionectriaceae
Source: the annotation of a GenBank genome assembly